Ogataea polymorpha is the source of this 600-nucleotide messenger RNA. RefSeq lists its product as uncharacterized. Lineage: Eukaryota; Fungi; Ascomycota; Pichiomycetes; Pichiales; Pichiaceae. The record is from RefSeq and is a predicted model, not a curated record. The coding region runs from base 1 to 600 and encodes 199 amino acids. The transcript has a single exon.
AUGAUCGAGCAGCUACACCACGAGUCGCUGGCAGAUCUGGUGGCGGACAUUUUAAAACGUGAGUGGCCGCCUGGAGAGAUCUGUGUGGUGGAUCUGGCUCCCGAUCUUGCCCGGCCGGUCCAUUUGCCGCGGCUGAGCGUCGCACAGCUCAAAAUAUACUCUCGCGUCAAAUACGUGUGUGUGCAGCAGUUCAAAAUGCAGACACUGGCUGCUAUCUUGGCAUCGUUGCAAUUUGAGCAGUGUGCAAGCAUUGUGCUGCACGGACUCUGGGAACAGCUUUCUGUGGUGUACUCAGAGAUUCUCACCACGCCCGAGCCGUCGUACGUUUCUGAGUUUAGCGAGUACAAACUGUCGAUCGUGGUUCUUGUGCUAUACAAACUGCAGAUCUUGAGUGAGAGUAAAAAAGUGGUUCUAAGCGAUGGUGGCGCAGUUGUGGAACGGUUGGGCGCCAUUUUUGUCUCGAAAAACGACAUCCUCGACGACGUGAAGAGGUUCCGCGUACAGAAUCUCGUGUCGGUUGAGCAAUUGGCUAGUCAAUACGGAAUCAGCUUCUCUAAAAAGGCGGAGAUUGUAUCUGGUACUGGCUCUGUUGGGGAUUGA